This is a messenger RNA of Mytilus trossulus (common blue mussel), 2673 nucleotides long. RefSeq names its product mucin-2-like. The record is from RefSeq and is a predicted model, not a curated record. The coding region runs from base 1 to 2673 and encodes 890 amino acids. The transcript has 10 exons. Lineage: Eukaryota; Metazoa; Mollusca; Bivalvia; Mytilida; Mytilidae.
AUGUACUUAGGUGAGUGGUGUAUUUCUGGUGUAUGUACGUCAGAUUCAAAUGCACCUGCAGGAGUUGAGACAUGUCUUUAUGGUGAUAAAAGAGGUGUAGUUUUUGGCAAUGGUUGGACUUGUGAAGAUAUGGUCAGGGAAGCACCAAGUUAUUGUUCAAGUACAGCUGCAUGCUGUGCAUCGUGUGCGCCUCCAACAACAACAUCCACAUCAACUCCUGCUGCGAUAACAACAACACCUACUACGACUACAACUGAUUCUAAUUCGACAAGAACUAAUCAUAUUCCAACAAUUACAACUACUACUACGACUACAGCAUUAAAAACAACUACAACAGUUAAGCUUACAACAGAUGCUGAUCAGCUGUGUGUACAAAAACGUGGAACAGGGUCACAUUUGUGUAGGUACUUCUACAACGGAGAUUAUUCCUCUUUAUGCACAAAACUUUACUGUGCCAUACCGAAUACGAACACCUGUUAUGAAAAUAAGAUUACCGACUACAUACUCUGUGGAAAUCACAAGUGGUGUAUUUCUGGUGUAUGUACCUCAGAUGCAAAUGCUCCGGCCGGAGAUGAGAGCUGUCUUUAUGGAGAUCGCAAAGGUGCACUAUUCAACAAUGGUUGGACGUGUGUAGAUAUGGCGAGGGAAGCACCACAAAUGUGUGCAGAUCAUGGGACGGCAUGCUGUGCCUCAUGUGGGCCUACAACAACAACAUCACCAACUACACCUGCAACGACAACAACUACGCUUGUAACGACAACAUUAGCAACAACUACACCUACUACAACUUCAAUAGCAACUACUACUGCAACGACAAGAAAUAAUCCUACUACGACAACGUUAGCGACAACUUCUCCUGAAACGACAACAACUAAUCCUGCAACGACAACAACUACUCCUACUACGACAACAACUACACAUGCAACGUCAACAACUACUCCUGGAACGACAACAACUACUCUUGGACCAACAACAAAUACUCCUACUUCGACAAAAACUACUCCUGCGACAACAACAACUACUCCAGUAACGACAACAACUCCUCCUGCAGCGACUACAACAACUGUCGCAACGACAACAAUGUUUUCUGCAACGACAACAAAUAUUCCUACUACGACAACAACUACUCCUGCUACAAAAACAACUACUCCUGCAACGACAUCAAAUAUUCCUACUACGACAACAAAAACUCUUGCAACGACAACAACUACUCCUGCUACAACAUUUACUACUCCUUCUACUUCUGGAACAACAACAACUAUUCUUACUUCGACAACCUUAGCAACAAAUUCGACAGCAACUACUCCUGCAAAGACAGCAACUGCUUCCAAAACCGUUCAACCUAUAACAACUGCAGAAACGACUACAAUCGUUCAACAACCAACCUCUAAGGAAACGACAUCAACCAUUCAACCUUCAACAGCUGAAGAACCAGCUACACCUACAACAAAUGAAAAAACGACAACUUCUGUUCAACAUACAUCAAAAGAACAAACGAGAACAACAGUUCAACCUACAACAAAUGAACAAGCAACAACUACUAUUCAGCCUACAACAAAUGAACAAACGACAACUACUGUUCAGCCUACAUCAAAUGAACAAACGAUAACUUCUGUUCAAGAUACAUCAAAUGAACAAACAACAACAACAGUUCAACCUACAACAAACAAACAAGCGACAACUACUAUUCAGCCUACAUCAAAUGAACAAGCAACAACAACAGUUCAACCUACAACAAAUGAACAAGCGACAACUAAUAUUCAGCCUACAACAAAUGAACAAGCAACAACAACAGUUCAACCUACAACAAAUGAACAAGCGACAACUACUAUUCAGUCUACAACAAAUGGACAAACGACAACAACAGUUCAACCUACAACAAAUGAACAAGCGACGACUACUGUUCAGCCUACAACAUAUGAACAAGCGACAACUACUAUUCAACAUCAACCAAAUGAACAAACGACAACAACAGUUCAACCUACAAUAAAUGAACAAACGACAACAGUACAGCCAUAUACAACUGAACAAACGACAAAAGUCUCGUCAACAAUCACUGAACAAACGACAACAGGUCAGCUAUCAACUACUGUAAAAACGACAACAGUUCAGCAUGUAACAACUGAACAAAAGACACACGUUCAGCCGACAACCAAUGAACAAAUAACAAAUCCGGUUCAGCCUACACCCACGACAAGAAAUCCCACAACGACAACGAAGCCCACAACGAUAACUAAGACCACAACGCCACAAUCUCAACCUUCUGUCACAAUAGAGUACAAAUACACAUGUAAACUGCGGCUUAUGAUAAGGGUUACCAUUAGUCUUACCGAUAAAACCACUGAGGAAUAUCAGAGUCUUUUUAACCAGGUUUUGACAGCGCUAACGAACUAUUACAGUCGAUCUAGAUCAUGUAAACGGUCCUUUAAGAGAAUAGUUCUUAUAUCGAUAAGAGCUGGGAGUUUGAUACCAGAAUACGAGGUCUAUCUAGAUGAACCUUCACCUGGUGAUGUCAUUUCGGCUGGUUACGACUUAACAACAGGGAAUGGAAACUUAACAAUAGGAAAUGAAACAGUGGAGGCAGAGACAUCGUCUGUUACUGCUAAUAACCAAACAGGUAAUAGAACCAUUCUAAUCAGACUAAUAUCCGAUGUUAGAAUUUGUACUGUAUAG